This is a messenger RNA of Oryzias latipes (Japanese medaka), 1222 nucleotides long. It is a transcript of the gene atp23, whose product is annotated as ATP23 metallopeptidase and ATP synthase assembly factor homolog. Lineage: Eukaryota; Metazoa; Chordata; Actinopteri; Beloniformes; Adrianichthyidae. The record is from RefSeq and is a predicted model, not a curated record. Gene Ontology annotation, molecular function: metalloendopeptidase activity. Gene Ontology annotation, biological process: mitochondrial proton-transporting ATP synthase complex assembly; mitochondrial protein processing.
ACACGAUUUAUGCCCAGACUGCGCUAAUGAAACAUCAUGGACCAAACUAAGCAAAAAGAGGAGUUUGGAUACGAUCUAUUCCCGGAGAGAAAUGAAGGAAAACACAGCAAAACGUUGCUCAAAGACAGCCUGCUUGCAUUUAACCACAAGUGUCAAUUCAUGUUACACGUCGCAAUGGAAACUAGUCCUUACGCCAAACUGCUCCUGACGGCCAUGAAGAGCUCCGGCUGUGAAGUGUUGAAAGAGCGGCAUUUCUCCUGCGAGGACUGCGACGGUACGGUUAGCGGUGGCUUUGAUGCGGCGUCCUCUCAGAUUGUUUUGUGCCAGAACAACAUCCAUCAGCAGUCACACAUGAACCGAGUGGUCGCACACGAGCUCAUUCACGCCUUUGACCACUGCCGGGCGCACGUGGACUGGUUCAACAACUACAGACAUCUGGCCUGUUCGGAGAUCCGAGCGGCUAACCUCAGUGGAGACUGCUCCUUCGUUAGUGAAGUUUUCAGGUUAAACUUUGGGUUAAAGCAGCAUCAACAGGAGUGCGUUCGAGGUCGCGCGCUGCGCUCCAUCUUGGCUGUGAGGAAGAUCACCCGGGAAGAGGCGGAGAAGUUGGUGGAUUCCGUCUUCGACUCGUGUUUCAAUGACCACGCCCCCUUCGGACGGAUCCCGCACAGUAAAAAGGACGCCAAGUUUGCUCACAGAGAUUAUGCUAACAGGGAUCGCUAUUACGCAAACCUUUAGUGUCCGCUGUGUGAAGAUUUGGGUUGGAAGGCUGCUGAUGCUGCUGGCGAGGAAGACGACCAGCUGGCCGUUGAGGCGUGCUUCCACAGCAGCAGCAGCAAAGACCGGACAGAGCUGAACCCAUCAUUUCCCUGAAGGGAUGUUCAGGGACAUGAUUUGUCUGCGGGACAGUGACUAGAAGCAGAAGCCGCAGAAGAUUUCAUUUUCUGUCAUUUCAUUGGUUGUUUGCUGAUGAAGGGAAGUUGGGGUUGAAGUUGCCCUUGAAGUGAAUCAUGAAAUGAGGCGUGACUUUUUUAGGUGAUUUAUUAAAAUAAAAGGAUUCUGGUUUGUUUUUGUUGAUCAUAUUGUCAGGAAAAGUGCAGCUGUGACAAACAUGGAUGUUUGUUUUUCCUGCAGUGGUUUUUCUGGACGACCUCCACGUUUCACAUAUUCAGAACUGUUUCUGCCGAUGGCAGGCGCAGGUUUGAUUAAAGUUUCAUUUGAA